Molecule: messenger RNA, 260 nt
Organism: Staurois parvus
Lineage: Eukaryota; Metazoa; Chordata; Amphibia; Anura; Ranidae
Source: the annotation of a GenBank genome assembly
CAGGGGCGGACUGACCAUUUGGAAACUAGGGCACUGCCCGAGGGCCCAGGGUCAGUAGGGGGGCCCCCAUGAGAUGCCCCUGGUACCUUUUUCAUAGGCUUUUUUGAGUUUGGGCAAGGACACAGGGGCCCCAUAAUCCCCUAUUGACCGGGGGCCCCAUGAGUUUGUCAGUCGGCCCCUGGUACAGGUUCCUUAUCAGUAUACAGUAUGUACAUGUAGCAGUGCCUUAUUGGUUCAUAGUUCUGCCUCUCCCUCUCCCA